This is a messenger RNA of Copidosoma floridanum, 10401 nucleotides long. RefSeq names its product SAXO downstream of blistered (gene Sdb). Gene Ontology annotation, cellular component: sperm flagellum; axonemal microtubule; centriole. Lineage: Eukaryota; Metazoa; Arthropoda; Insecta; Hymenoptera; Encyrtidae. The record is from RefSeq and is a predicted model, not a curated record. Gene Ontology annotation, molecular function: microtubule binding.
UUCUACAUACGCUUCUCUUCGCCGAGCAUUGGCGUAUAGGAGGAACCAGCUCGUUUUUCCAGUCCCAGCGCAGCGCUCGGCUCGCCAGUCUGCUACCGGCGCUCAAACUCACCGGUCGCGCACGAACGACUUUUUUUUUUUUUUCAUUCCCGCACUAUCGUCGUAAAGAGGUACACUCGGUAAACCCACGAAGCGCCGCGCGUUCCUCUGUCUUUGGUUGUAAUCGUCCGAUCUGCCGAUAAAGGAGGGAAAAAUCGAAAAACAAAGGGACAUGCGACCGAUCGGCUGCUGAUCGGCAAACGCAUAUCACACGCACACACCCGUUGAAAUGCCGAUCAAGAAGAAAGAGAGGGCCUCGAGCGGCCGCAAAAACAGCAGCCGCAGCGGCAGCUCCUCGACGGAGGUCAAAACGAGCAGCAGUACCGAGCAGGUGAUACACACGCACGAGGAAUCGGUAAGCAAGGCCAAGUACCAGCAAGAGUCGCAGCGCACGAUCGAGACGGAGAAGAGGGAGCGCGUCCUGAUGGACAGCCACGGCAACGUGAUCCAAGUCCAGCCGAUCGGCCCCGCGAGCACCAACCCCAAGCUCGAGCAGCUCGAUUUUCUCGCGGCGGAGCUCAUCAAUUCGGCAAACUCCCUGACGACCGGCAAAAACGGCACCGCCAACGCGCCACCGGUCGUGCACAAGAACGUGGCGUACGAGAGCGAGGACUCGCCAAACUCGAGCAAAGUCACGGUCCACAGGGAAGAACUCGCGACAACCGGCAACUCAGCCGAUUUCUCGACCAGCUACAUGAUGGCCCACACCGAGACUUGGGACAGCACCGGGACCAACAACGACAAGCAGCAGCAGCAGCAACGAGUCGUCCCAAAGAGCGAGUCGCUCGAGGUGCAGGACGUGACCGAUUGCGCGGACGUGGGGCAAACCACCACCAGCAGUACCGGCUCGUCGUACGUCGUCGAGUACGAGAGCAAAACGACGACGGUCGAAGACUCUGGCUACGGGUCGUCGAUCGGCAAGCCCGCGCCCAAAAAGCCCGGCGUCUCGGCCUGGGACGGUACCUUUGUGUACGAGAAGCCGGUCAGGCGGGUGGAGCAAAGAUCCGGCACCGUGGACAUACGCGAGGUCACCGAGGACACCAGCGAGACGGACCACGGCGUCAGCUACACCGUCCAGCUGGCCUCGAGCGGCCACGAUCUCGCCAACACGUCCAAGACGACCACCAAGGAGCAGCACCAGCAGAGCUUUGUGUCAGACAGGCCCCAAGCCGUGACCACUACCACCUAUCAGGUCGGGAGCAACGAUCUGGGCGGGGGCCUCAUCGAGGAGACGGUCAUCAGACACGAGAUCACCGAGACGCACUCGAGUGGCCCGCCGAGGUAUCCCACCUGGGAAACGAUCGUCAACGUGAACGGUAGCACCGGAAAGACCGAGGAAUCGGUAGUGGUGCACGAGAUCACGGGCAACAGGUCGAGAAGCCCCUCGAAGACGAGGUUCCCUACGAGUAACACCUCCUCGUGGGACCGCACUUUCGUCACCGAGAUGACCCGCGACGCGACGAAGAAGGACGUGGUGUUGGAGUCUGGCAAGCCAAAGACCAGCUCGACCCAGAAGACGACGAUGGACCGUGGUAUCAAUCUCGCCAACGUGUCCUCGUCGAAGACGACCUCCAAGGAAGAGAGCUUCGUGCGCGAGAGUAGCGUCGAGCGGAUCGAGGAGACGCGCGUAUGGCGCGAGGGCAGCUCCGACCGGCCCCAAGCAGUGACGACGACCUCGUACCAGGUCGACCUGGGCGGGGGCCUGAUCGAGGAGACGGUCAUAAGACGCGAGAUCACCGAGACGAGGUCCGAGAGCCCGGAGAGGACGUACCAGCCGAGCUCGGCCACUUCCACGUGGGACGGGGCCUUUGUGAGCAAUUACGAGUACGUGGUGCCACCCGUGGCCCCGGGCUCUCUGAUCGAGGAGACGGUGGUCAGGCACGAGAUCACCGAGACCCACUCGAGUGGCCCACCCCAGCUACGGUACCCCGACACCGGGAAGAUCGAGGAAUCGGUAGUGGUGCACGAGAUCACGGGCAGCAGAUCCAGAAGCCCCUCGAAGACGAGGUUCCCCACGAGCACCACCUCCUCGUGGGACGGGACCUUCGUCUCGGAGAUGUCCCACGACGCGACGCAGAGGGACGUGGUGAUAGAGUCCAGCAAGAUGAAGACCACCUCCAGCGACGGCUCGUUCAUCUACGGGCCCCAGCAGCCGGUCGCCGACGAGAGCCUGUACAUCACGACGCUCACGCUGGACGAGGUUGACCACGUGGGCAAGGAUGUGGUCGAGACAACGGCGUCCCACCGCUUCGACGCGUCUGGCCUGAGGGACGCGACCACCAAGAAGCGCAAGGAGAUCGAGAUCGUCAUCGUGGACGCACCACCGACGCCGAGACCGAGGUCGCCCCAGAAGACGACGAGUACUAAAAUGAACUCCUCGACGUGGGACGGCUCGUUCGUAAUGGAGAGCCCGCGUGGGCCAAAGCCCGUCGUCAAACCUAGCGAGGACAAGGUGUUGACGAGUACCGUGACUUACGACGCGGAGGACCGGCUGUUUGGAUCCGAGAGGCUGCACGAGUCCCUGACCAUCAACGAGAGCUACUUGACCGUCACGGACUUUACCAGCGUGGGCCAGCAGGAGACCCGCACGGACGAGUUUAUCGCGGCGGAGAUCCGAAAUGUUGAUGAAACUGAGACGACGACAACUAGCAUGGUAGCGCAAGAUGUGGCCAGCAGCGAGAGCCAGUUCGUCGAGCAAAUCAGCGUGUCGAGCGUGCCGGCCGCGGGUUCGCCUACGCGAUCCUCACCCGAGAGACAAGUGCGGCCCAUACCCUUCCUGCGGGAGGACACCAAGACGACCGUCACCUCGACCAAAACAACCAAAGAUGAGUCGCUCAAGAGACGGUCGUCGAACGCAAAAAUCACCUCGACAUUGCUGGAAAGCACGGAUGGGUCCAAGUGGCAGCCGGACGCUGUGUCCACGCCAAAGGAAAAGAUCCCGAAAAAAACCGAUACCGAGCUCGCCAAGCUACCGAUCACGGAGCGAUGCAUCUGCGAACUGUGCACUUGCGGGCGUCACCGCUGUCCGCACAACGAUUUCCAGGAACAUCUGGAGAUCUCUCACGAACCAGCCGUCUCGGUGACUUCGUACAGGGAAGAAUACGACGAGAAGCACGUAGAUCGGCAGAGCAGAUUCUACCACGAGGACCACUUGCACAUGGAGGGCGAGUUCAUCGGCGAGCGUCGCACUGACUACGUGGCGACCAAGGGCGAACGCGUUUUUGUCACAAAGCCGCAGGACAACCUCAAGCCGGAGGGAGAAUUCGAAAGCAUAACGACAACAGAGCUGGUGUUCACCGGUGCCCCCGGCGAAAGACCAAGAGCUGGCCGUCGCAACACUUACACAAAGAUCGAGGGCGAGUUCACGGACGAGACGACCACUAGGACGGAGUUUGUCGACCACCACACCGUCCAGAGAUCCGAAAUCAUUCGGAGAUCCGAUAAUCUUGUCACGGGGGAGGGCGAAUUUGUGAGUACCUCGCACGUCAAAGAAGAUUAUCAUCCACACGAGAUAGUGCCGCAAAAGCCAAUAAUACCAAUGGACGUGGACGACAGUCAUUUUUACGAAAAGACGGACGUGCAGCAGUCGACGACGACCUUCGAGGAGUACCGCGAGUACGAGCACAAGGACAUGGUGGACUCUCGCUCGACGAUAACGAGGCAGGAGGACAACCUGAAAAUGGAGGGCGAAAUCGAGACAGUGUCGAAAACUCAAACGGACUUUGUUCCCAUGCUGACGGAGAGGCCGGAGCCCAUCAGGCCAAGGGACAAUCUGAAGCCGGAGGGGCCGUUCGAGGGCCGCCCGAAGGACGAUUACACGGUCGUUCGUGGCGAGCGCGUCGACGUGAUCAAGCGCACCGACAAUCUGCACAUGGAGGGUGAGUUCACCGACACCCGCACUCGGGACGACUACCAAGUGUUCAAGAGCGAGCGUGUCGACAUCAUAAGGCACACGGACAACUUGAUCAUCGAGGGAGAGUUCGAGGGUAGGCCGAAGGACGACUACGUGCUGAAAACCGCGGAAAAGCCAAUAGUCAAGAAGCCGAAGGACAAUUUGAAGCCGGAGGGCGAUUUCGAGAGGCCGGAGAAGCCGGCCCCGGUUCAGCCGGUUGAGAGACGUUCACCCAUCAAGCACGCGGACAAUCUUAAGCCGGAGGGUGAUUUUGAAAGGCCAGAGAAGCCGGCACCGGUGCAACCCUUCGAGAGACGCUCACCUAUCAAGCACGCGGAUAAUCUCAAGCCCGAGGGUGAGUUCGAGAAGCGGCCAAAACCUGAGGCACCGGUAAAGGGCGAGAAAGCCGAGGUUAAGCGUCCCCAUGACAACUUGAAGCCUGAAGGUGAAUUUGAGCGUCCGAUACCCCAAGAAUUUAAACCAGCCGAGAGACCAGUGCAGAAGAAGCCAAAGGACAAUCUCCAUCCGGAAGGUGAAUUUGAACGUCCAACGCCCAAAGAGUUCAAACCUGCUGAGAGACCAGUUCAAAAGAAGCCUAAGGACAAUCUCCAUCCGGAAGGUGACUUUGAACGUCCGAUACCCCAAGAGUUUAAACCAGCUGAGAGACCAGUGCAGAAGAAGCCCAAGGACAAUCUCCAUCCGGAAGGUGACUUUGAACGUCCGAUACCCCAAGAGUUUAAACCAGCUGAGAGACCAGUGCAGAAGAAGCCCAAGGACAAUCUCCAUCCGGAAGGUGACUUUGAACGUCCAACGCCCAAAGAGUUCAGACCAGCCGAGAGACCAGUGCAGAAAAAGCCAAAGGACAAUCUUCAUCCGGAAGGUGACUUUGAACGUCCGAUACCCCAAGAGUUUAAGCCAGCUGAGAGACCAGUGCAGAAGAAGCCCAAGGACAAUCUCCAUCCGGAAGGUGACUUUGAACGUCCAACGCCUAAAGAGUUCAAACCUGCUGAGAGACCAGUUCAGAAGAAGCCCAAGGACAAUCUCCAUCCGGAAGGUGACUUUGAACGUCCAACGCCCAAAGAGUUCAAACCUGCUGAGAGACCAGUUCAAAAGAAGCCUAAGGACAAUCUUAAGCCAGAAGGAGAGUUUGAAAAGCGACCUAAGGAAAAGGCCCCGACAAAGGGUGAGAGAGCCGAUAUCAAGAAGCCGAAGGAUAACUUGCGACCAGAAGGAGAAUUCGAGCGCCCCGAGAAAGUUCCAUAUGGUCCAGGGGAGCGAAGAUCCCCAAUAAAACAAGUGGACAAUCUAAAGCCCGAGGGCGAGUUUGAAAGACCAAAGCCCUCUGAGUUCAAGCCGGCUGAAAGACCAAAGCAAAAGAAGCCCAAGGAUAACCUCAAACCGGAGGGUGAAUUCGAAAGGCGCCCGAAAGAAAAAGCUCCAACAAAAGGUGACAGAGCCGAGGUUAAAAAGCCAAAGGACAAUCUUAAGCCAGAGGGUCCGUUCGAAGGUCGUCCCAAAGAUGAUUAUAAGCCGGUAAGAGGUGAACGAGUUGAUAUCGUCAAGCACGAGGAUAACUUAUUCAUGGAAGGUGACAUGCAGGUCAUCACAUCUCGAGACGACUACACUGAUUUUGUUGUUCGCGAGCGCGCUGAAGUCACCAGAUAUCAAGAUAAUCUUUUCAUGGAAGGCGAGUUUAUCGAUAUGCGCACACGAGACGAUUACAAAGUCGUUAAAGGCGAAAGAGUGGAGAUAAUCAAACACGAAGAUAAUCUACGUCUGGAGGGUCCGUUUGAGGGCAGGCCGAAAGAUGACUUUACACCCAAGAUAGCAGAAAGGCCUCAAAUCAAAAAACCUGAGGACAAUCUACGCCCAGAGGGUGAAUUUGAGAGGCCAGAAAAAUCUCCGGUCGGUCCAGCUGAAAGGCGGACUCCAAUCAAACACAAUGACAAUUUGCGUCCCGAAGGAGACUUUGAGAGACCAGUUCCCCAGGAGUAUAGGCCGGCAGAGAGACCGGUGCAGGUCAUACCUCAAGAUAAUCUACGUCCGGAAGGCGACUUUGAAAAACGUCCUGUUAAAAAGGCACCUACAAAGGGAGAAAGAGCUGACAUUAAAAAGCCCCAGGAUAACCUACGACCAGAGGGAGAAUUUGUGAGGCCUGAAAAGACACCAGUUGCCCCGGCUGAGAGACGCUCACCCAUCAAGCACGAAGACAAUCUCCGCCCUGAAGGAGAUUUCGACCGACCAACUCCUAAAGAAUUCAAGCCAGCCGAGAGACCUACUCAGAAGAAGCCAAAAGACAACCUCAAACCCGAAGGUGAUUUCGAAAGGCCCAAAAAGGCACCUGUUAGUCUAGCUGAGAGACGUUCGCCCAUUAAGCACGAAGACAACUUACGCCCAGAGGGAGAAUUUGAGCGUCCCGCUCCGAAAGAGUUCAAACCGGCCGAAAGACCGGUGCAGAAGAAACCCAAGGAUAACCUCAAACCUGAAGGUGAGUUUGAAAAACGUCCGAAAGAAAAAGCUCCAACAAAGGGUGAACGAGCUGAGGUCAAGAAGCCAAAAGAUAACCUCAAACCUGAGGGACAAUUUGAAAGGCCCGAAAAGGCACCUGUCGGUCCAGCUGAGAGACGCUCACCCAUCAAGCACGAAGACAAUCUCCGCCCUGAAGGAGAUUUCGAAAGACCUGUUCCAAAAGAGUUCAAGCCGGCUGAAAGACCGGUACAAAAGAAACCCAAGGAUAACCUAAAACCUGAAGGUGAGUUUGAAAAACGCCCGAAAGAAAAGGCACCCAUGAGGGGUGAAAGAGCCGAAAUCGUCAAGCACGUCGAUAAUUUACACAUGGAAGGAGACAUGGAAGUUAUUACAUCGAAAAAUGAUUACACCGAUUUUGUCAUUCGGGAACGUACUGAGAUAACAAAGUACGAGGACAACUUGAAAAUGGAGGGCGAAUUCAUCGAUAUGUGCACCCGAGACGAUUACAAAGUUGUCAGAAGCGAACGAGUGGAUAUCAUUAAACACGAAGACAACUUGCGCCCAGAGGGGGAAUUUGAUAGACCAGAAAAAAGACACGUUGGUCCAGCUGAGAGAAGAGUACCAAUUAAACAUGAAGACAAUUUGCGCCCAGAGGGAGAAUUUGAUAGACCUGUUCCAAAAGAGUUCAAGCCGGCUGAAAGACCGGUACAGAAGAAACCCAAAGAUAACCUUAAACCUGAAGGUGAGUUUGAAAAACGCCCGAAAGAAAAGGCACCCAUGAGGGGUGAAAGAGCCGAAAUCGUCAAGCACGUCGAUAAUUUACACAUGGAAGGUGACAUCCAAGUUAUAACAUCGAGAAACGAUUACACCGAUUUUGUGAUCCGUGAACGCACCGAAGUCACAAAGUAUGAAGACAACUUGAAAAUGGAGGGCGAAUUCAUUGACAUGCGCACGCGAGACGAUUAUAAAAUAGUCAAAUGCGAUCGUGUGGAUAUCAUCAAACACGAGGACAACUUGCGCCCAGAGGGAGAUUUUGAGCGACCAGCACCUAAGGAAUUCAAGCCAGCCGAGAGACCGACACAGAAAAAGCCAAAAGAUAACCUCAAACCCGAGGGUGAAUUUGAAAAGCGGCCUAAAGAAAAGGCACCCACAAAAGGCGACAGAGCCGAGGUUAAAAAACCUAAGGACAACCUCAAACCCGAGGGUGAUUUUGAAAGGCCAGAAAAGUAUCCAGUUGGUCCCGGUGAGCGCCGCUCACCCAUAAAACAUCCUGACAAUCUGAGACCCGAAGGAGACUUUGAAAAACGCAAGCCGGAACAGUUUAAGCCGGCUGAGAGACCGGUACAGAAGAAACCUAAAGACAACCUAAAGUCCGAAGGUGAAUUCGAAAGGCGCCCGAAAGAAAAAGCUCCGACGAAGGGUGAACGAGCCGAGGUCAAGAAGCCAAAGGACAAUCUUAAGCCAGAGGGUCCGUUCGAAGGUCGCCCCAGAGAUGACUACAAGCUGGUCAGGGGAGAGCGAGUCGACGUCGUCAAGCGCACCGACAACCUCCACAUGGAGGGCGAGUUCACCGACACCCGCACCCGAGAUGAUUACAAAAAGUACGUCGUGUGCGAGCGCGCCAAGGUGACCAAGUACCAGGACAACCUCCACGUCGAGGGCGAGUUCACCGACACUCGAACUCGGGACGAUUACAAGAUCGUCAAGGGGGAAAGAGUCGAAGUGGUCAGGCACGAGGACAACUUGCGAAUCGAGGGGACGUUCGAGAGGCCGGAAAAGUCCCCGGUCGGCCCAGCCGAGAAGCGUCUGCCCAUUCGGCACACGGACAACUUGAGGCUCGAGGGCGACUUUGAGAAGCGCCAGUCGCACCAGUACAAGCCAGCCGAGCGCGCCGUCCCGAAGAAGCCCCAGGAUAACCUGCACCCCGAAGGGGAAUUCGAGAGGCGCCCCAAGGAAAAAGCCCCAACGAAGGGCGACAGGGCCGAGGUCAAGCGACCCAAAGACAACCUCCGCACGGAGGGCAAGAUGGACAUCCCGAAACGAUCCAGCGUCGGACCCGGCGAGCGCCGCUCUCCCAUCAAACACCCCGACAACCUAAAGCCCGAGGGCGACUUUGAGAGACCAGCGAGCAGGGAGUACAGGCCCAGCCAGAGACCAGCCCCGAUCCUGCCCCACGACAACUUGCACCCGGAGGGCGAGUUCGAGCGCCGGCCCAAGGAGAAGUCGCCCCCGAAGGGCGAGCGCGCCGAGAUGAAGAGGCCACAGGACAACCUAAGACCCGAGGGUAAGCUCGAAGUGCCGCAAAAGUCGAGCCCCGGCCAAGUGCCCAUCGAGAGACGCAGCCUCAUCAAGCAGACGGACAACUUGAGGGUAGCCGAGAGCGAGUUCGCGAAAAAAACCAGCCACCACCAGAAGAAACAGGAGGUCGACAGGACGACGACGGAGAGGACGGAAAAGCGGCGGGUGAUACAGCGCUCGGAUCUGAAGAACGAGACCGAGUUCGAGAAGACGCUUCGCGUGGAGCAACCCAGCCCCAAGAGGCCCGAGGGCGAGCUGCGCACCGUUAGCUCGACGAUGAGCGAUUACCAGCGGGUCGACGGCGAGCACCACCGUGCCCAGGCCUACCGACGGGAGGACCACCUGCGCAUGGAGGGCCACGUGGAGACCCGUCGCUCGAGCGACGACUACAAGCACCAGCAGCUCAGGAACGUGGAUAAGGUGCAAUCCUACCGACACCAGGACAACCUACGCAUGGAGGGUGAGUUCGACGGACGCAGACGGGACUCGGAGUACACUCGGAGCACCGAGCGCAGAAGCCCCAUCAAGCACCAGGACAACCUACGCCUGGGCGGCAGCUUCGACGGCCAGAGCAGCAUGAAGACGUCCUACACGACCGUGUCCCAGGACGAGGAGAUCCGCAAGUCCCACAGCACCACGAGGACGUCGAUGACGGUCCAGGGACCGGGUAUACUGGCCGGCAGACAGGAGAACAACGCGAGGAGCUCCGAUUCCUCCAAGUACCAGCAGCAGGUGAUGGUCGUCGGCGGGGACAGCGGCAACAGGGUGGCCUCGCCCACCAGGACCCGGUGGAACGUGGUCACCUCGACCACGGACAUAAGCAACACGGCCCUGCACCGGCGCAUCGCCAGCGCUGAGCGCAACGACACCAGCCACCAGAGCAGUUUGAGCAAGCGGGUGGUCGAGGGGGGCGGCAACCCAUACGCCUCGUCGAGCUACGAGCGGGAGCAGCGGGUGGUGCGGUCGCCCCCGCGGGACAGCCUAGCGGUCGGGGGCUCGUUCUACCACGCGACGGAGGCGCGCAGCAGCUACGGGAAGCGGGAGGUCCAGAGGGUGGACAGGUCGCGCAGGCAGGCCAACGUGUCGCGCAUAAGCUUGGGGGACGAGGGUGGCCACGGGUUGACGGGUGGGUCGUCGUAUCGGAAGGAGUACGCGGAGAAGGUGCCCAGGGGACCUUGUCCGGCAUCACUGCUCCAGGCGGACAAGGCACCGUUCAAACUGACGCGCGACACUCCGCGCCACAAGUUCUACAUACCCGUCGUACAAAGCAAUUAACCACCACCCCCCUCACGCGGCCACUUUUUUACAUUGCCAUCGAUUACUAUUUUUUUUUUUUUACUUACAUAUUGCUAUUUUGUUCGUGGAUCGUCGGUGUACCCGUAGAUGGUCCAGACUGUGAUAAUUGUGUUGCGUGAACGGAGACGACAGCCCAUUCUUCUUCUUCUUCUUUUGGACUAAAUUUCGUUUCCUUUUGGUUUUUUCGAUAAAAUACACGCCCCGUUGAGAUUAUUACUCCAUGAAAAAUAAAUUAAACAGGUUCAAGUCGUCUUGUGCUGCCACAAAUGAAUGAAUAUACUCAUUACGUACAGAAAUAUGAAAAUAAUCAAUAACAAAAAAAAAAAAAAAAAAAAAAAAAAAAAAAC